This is a messenger RNA of Etheostoma spectabile (orangethroat darter), 2876 nucleotides long. It is a transcript of the gene ogfrl1, whose product is annotated as opioid growth factor receptor-like 1. Gene Ontology annotation, cellular component: membrane. Bases 170 to 1363 code for a protein of 397 amino acids. Lineage: Eukaryota; Metazoa; Chordata; Actinopteri; Perciformes; Percidae. The record is from RefSeq and is a predicted model, not a curated record. The transcript is spliced from 7 exons. Gene Ontology annotation, molecular function: opioid growth factor receptor activity.
GUUCCUGAUCUGGAAUUUCCCCUCUUUCUGCCAUUUAAAAGCUUCCCUAUGAGGGCAACGUGAGCCCAGCGCGCCUCAAACUGAAAUACGAGGUUGAGGACAAGAUUAUGUAGCAUUUCGUCCAAAGAAGAGGACAAUAGAAGAGAGCAGGUGUUGCAUGUUUUUUUAAAUGGGAAAUCUGUUGGGCAGCUGGCGUUUCAAGGAGCCGAGCACCGUUGAGGAAUGCGACUCGACGUGGGGGUCGGACUCCGAGAGCGACGAGCCGGCGGCGGCUGAAGAUGACGGCGGCAUCUCCGACCCUGUCAACCCGGUGGAGAGCGACCGGUCCGCCGGAGACACGUCCCCGCAGCUGACAGAAUCUCCGGAGUCUGUUCAAAAGAUGAAGAGGAGUUUCUACGCUGCCAGGGACCUCUACAAAUACCGACAUAGCUACCCGAACUACAGAAAGUCCCGGCAACCCAACGAGUAUCGUAACCUUCGCUUCUACCUGAACAAGAUCCCUCUUGUACCUGAUGGUAUCUAUAUAGAGGAGAUUCUGACUAAGUGGAGAGGCGACUAUGACAAACUGGAGCACAAUCACACCUACAUUCAGUGGCUGUUUCCGUUAAGAGAACAAGGGCUCAACUUUUACGCACACGAACUGACUCAGGACGAGAUCAAAGAAUUCCAAAGCACUCGGGAAGCUAAGCGCAGAUUCCUGGCGGCCUAUUCCCUGAUGUUGGACUUCUACGGCAUCAAGCUGCUGGAUAAGAGUGGUAAUGUUGCCCGCGCUCCCAACUGGCUGGAGCGUUUCCAGCACCUAAAUGAGUCCCAGCACAACUACCUGCGCAUCACCCGCAUCCUGAAGUCCCUGGGCGAGCUGGGCUACGAGGCCUUCAAGGCCCCGCUGGUCCGUCUGUUCCUGGAGGAGUCUCUGUGCCGCAACACCCUUCCCAACAUGCAGCACAGCGUCCUCGAGUACUUUGUCUACACCAUCCGCCUGCCGGCCACACGCAGACGCCUGCUCCGCUACGCCCGCCAGCACUACAGGCCGGCCCACGCCUUCCUCUGGGGACCGCUGCCCAAACGGCGAGGGGGGGGUGUCGGUGUCGGAGGUAGCGUAGGCGCUGGGAGUAGUGGGAUCAGAGCACCUGCUCCAACACCAGAGCAACACAGGAGGGGGGAGGAGAGCACCAGCUCCCCAUCUGCAAACAGCAGGGUUAUUGUGUCUUCCCAUGAUGCCAUGCUGUGCCCGGAUCUGGCUCCAGGAGUGCCACAGGGCCGCACAGGACUCUCUUCGAAGACGGCUGAACUGGAGGGAGCGCCGAUGGUGGCGGGAAGGAGAGGAGAGAGGAACGAGUACAAUGAGAUCGUCCCUUUGUAGGGGGAUGGGCUUUGAUUGUUUUCUGCUUUCGGUGCAGUUGUUCAUUGUUCCAGAACUUUAUUCUUAGCGGAGUUCCGAAGCUUCUGGACCCUGAAGCUUAGGGGCAAGACUAGGGAUGUAACGAUUCAACUCACGAUUCGAUUCACAAUUUUAAAUUGACAGUACAAUUUUUUUUCUCCUUUUUUUCCUUUUUUUUAAACCAAAUGAGCUGCAGACUAAUGACUGAAAAAUAUUCCUUCAAUUUUAUAAACCGCAAAACAACAGAUGUGUUCUUAUCAAAAGUGAAAAAAACGAAAUUGAUUCUUUUAUCUUUAAUAACAAAAAUAUACUAAAAAAUGAAUAUUAUAUUUCUUAAACAAACCCCACCAUCACCAUUUAGAAUAUCUAAAUAAAUAGAAAAGAGAUCUGUUCAAAUAAAUCAAACUAAAAACUAAGAAGACGUAGUGACGUCUCAAGUCAAACAAGUGGAAUCCAAAAUAGAUCACGCCCUAGGCCGUGUUAAAAGUUGCAUCGUGAUUCAUUUUUUUAUCCCACAUUUCUAUUGUUAUUGUUUUUUUAACCACGUUACGAUGCAUCGCUACAUCCCUAGUCAAGUGAAAUUAAUAGUAACACAUUCAUUAAGUCUGACCAAUGUGUCAUUAGAAUCAAUUCAGGUUAAGGGCUCACUAUAAACAGCUAUGAUGUUAUUUCGUGGCUGAUGAAGGUGUUUCAACCGUACUGAAUUUGGGAUGGAACGGGGGGGGGGGGGGGGGGGGGGGGGGGGGGGGGGGGUGCAGAGAUGGAGGUCCCAUUCUGGGCCAAGCUUAACAGACUUGCCUUGGACCAAAUCCCAAAACCAUCUUAACCAGUAGAGACCCAAUCGUGUCGUGUGUUGCAAGGCCUUUUCCUCAUCAGGGCUAUUAUUACAAAACCAGACCAGGGGUGUUAAACAUUCGGCUCGUGGGCCAGAACCGACCGUCCAAAAGGUCCAAUCUGGCCCACUGGAUGACUUUGCAAAGUGUUAAAAUUGCAGAGAAGUAAUUCAUUCCAAUUCCAAAUUUACCACUCCAAGUUCAGAGAAUAGCCAAGUUCUUUUUCCUUUAUUUUUUCCUACAAUGGCCUUAGAACGCUGUCAUAGCAGAAGCAACUUGCGUUUGCCAACAUCAAGCUGACAAACUCUGGGACAGAUAAAGGUUCUGAUCAGUCUGGAGUGGUUUACUGGUCUGGCCCACUUGAGAUCAAAUCAUGGGGUAUGUGGCCCAUGAACUGAAACGAGUUUGACACCCCUGACGGAAGAUUGCCUUAUUGCAUGUUUUGGCGUGGAGCUGUGGCACAGGACAGAUGUGGUUACUGAUACUGAAAACCAUUUUCAGAACUCCACAGCAAAAAAAAAGAACAAAAGAAGAAGAAAAAAAUGGACUGAGCUUACUUUGUACAGGUGCUGUGAAGUGAAAAAUAUGAAGAGGGAGUUCAGGGAGGAUUAUUUUCUUCUUUUUUUUAUUCCAAAUCCUGUGAAAAGGACAUAAGGGACACA